Molecule: messenger RNA, 621 nt
Organism: Trifolium pratense (red clover)
Lineage: Eukaryota; Viridiplantae; Streptophyta; Magnoliopsida; Fabales; Fabaceae
Product: proton pump-interactor BIP131-like
Exons: 4
Coding region: 31-582 (183 amino acids)
Source: RefSeq, a predicted model, not a curated record
GAAAAAGAGAAGAUACUAAGGGAUUUAUAUAUGGCACUUGAUGAAUUGAAUUUCAUGAGUAAUAAAACAGCAAAUGGAGAAUGGUUUGUGGAAAAGCUUGCUAAAAAUCUACAUGGGAGUAAAAGUAUAGCUGAGGAGAAAAAGAUUCUAAGGGAUAUAAAAAUUCAACAAAAAGAGAAAGAUGUUGCUUCAUUCAAAUCACUAGAAGUGCUUAAGGAAAUGGCACAUUUAUAUCGGAGAAGAAAACACAUUGAGCAGAUUAGACAGAAGAAUAACUACAUUAAUGGUUGGCUAAAGCUUGGGAAGGAAAUUGAACAAUUACAAAUCCAACUUAUGGAAAGAGCUUUUAAGGAAGAUAUUUCCAUCUAUGAAUCCUUGAAGAAAACUAUAAAAGACCAAAUCAAGGUUGUAUGUGAUUAUAUGGAGUCUGGCACCAAAGUUAAAUAUGGUGUGAAAGAACUAGAUGCCAUAAAUGGAGAAAUAUAUUCUCUGAGAGCAAAAUUGAGAGAGAAGUAUAACAAAAAGGAUGAAGCAUAUCAAAGGAUUUUGAAAUUGAAAAAAAUGGUAUCAUGUAAUGAAUAAAGAUAAAUUCCUUAUAGUAAUUUUUUUCCUCAAAGUGGA